Papaver somniferum (opium poppy) is the source of this 531-nucleotide messenger RNA. RefSeq lists its product as uncharacterized. The transcript has a single exon. Lineage: Eukaryota; Viridiplantae; Streptophyta; Magnoliopsida; Ranunculales; Papaveraceae. Bases 1 to 531 code for a protein of 176 amino acids. The record is from RefSeq and is a predicted model, not a curated record.
AUGGCACCUUCAGCUGAGUUCUCUUUCAUCUGGAGUUUACAUUGCCCUCCAAAAAUUAGCUUCUUUCUUUGGUUAAUUGCUCAUGGCAGACUUCCAACUAUAGAUAUGUUGCAGAACAGAAGAAUUGAUGUGCAUGCAACCUGCCUGUUCUGCACUGCUCCAGAAACUGCUUCUCAUCUAUUUCUUCACUGUGAUUUUGCAAAGUCAGUCUGGGAUGUCUUAACAAUGAAGCUGAAAUGGUUAUAUGCUAUGCCUGAAAAUGUUGCUCUAGCUCUACAAGCUUGGCAGCUUAAUUUGUCCGACAAAGCUAAAAGUGAAAUCUGGAGACUUGUUCCUGUGGCAAUCAUCUGGUGCUUAUGGAAGGAGAGAAAUAAUAGAGUCUUCAAUGGAAACCCAAGUUCUGCUGCAGUUGUUGCUCAUAAGGUAGUUUAUAUGUUGUUUACUUGGUCCUUGGAUUUCAAAUAUUUUGAGGAGGUAGAUUCUAAGGAGGUGAUGAGAAAUUGGUGUAAGAUUUAUUUUGAUAUUCAUUAG